AUGGCAAAACCUAUACCAAAAGUUGGUUCACGUAGGAAUGGGCGCAGUAGUGCACGGAAAAGUGCACGUAGAAUACCAAAAGGAGUUAUUCAUGUUCAAGCAAGUUUCAACAAUACCAUUGUUACUGUUACAGAUGUACGGGGUCGGGUAAUCUCUUGGUCCUCCGCCGGCACUUGUGGAUUCAAGGGUACAAGAAGGGGGACCCCUUUUGCUGCUCAAACCGCAGCGGGAAAUGCUAUUCGAGCAGUAGUAGACCAAGGUAUGCAACGAGCAGAAGUUAUGAUAAAGGGUCCUGGUCUCGGAAGAGAUGCAGCAUUACGAGCUAUUCGUAGAAGUGGUAUACUAUUAAGUUUCGUACGGGAUGUAACCCCUAUGCCACAUAAUGGCUGUAGACCCCCUAAAAAAAGACGUGUGUAG
Molecule: messenger RNA, 417 nt
Organism: Gossypium raimondii (Peruvian cotton)
Lineage: Eukaryota; Viridiplantae; Streptophyta; Magnoliopsida; Malvales; Malvaceae
Source: the annotation of a RefSeq genome assembly